Molecule: messenger RNA, 1497 nt
Organism: Pogona vitticeps (central bearded dragon)
Lineage: Eukaryota; Metazoa; Chordata; Lepidosauria; Squamata; Agamidae
Gene: TYROBP
Product: transmembrane immune signaling adaptor TYROBP
Biological process (GO): positive regulation of macrophage fusion; negative regulation of B cell proliferation; positive regulation of microglial cell mediated cytotoxicity
Cellular component (GO): cell surface
Molecular function (GO): signaling receptor binding
Source: RefSeq, a predicted model, not a curated record
CCCCUUUUCUGAGGUUUCCUGCCCAGAGCGAUUGCAACUAAGCGGCUCUUGUUCUUCGGGCAGAUACCGCUUCUGUCCCAAGGGUCCCAGUGACUGCCCCCCUUGGGGACACUGGAUCAGGUCCUUCCCCAUCCCAAGUGAAUAUUGCGAGCAUCCACCACCUUCAGAGACUGGACAGCUAUGGACCUACUAGGAUCUCCAGUUUUCCAUGUUCUCCUGGGUUUGGCUUGGGCACAGCUGGGAACUGCCCAGUCGCUUAAAGAUUGUGGCAACUGCUAUCAUCUCAGUACGGGAGCCAUUUUCGGUGUGGUCCUGGGCGACCUGAUCUUGACUUUGCUGAUAGCCUUGGCUGUGUACUACGUUGCCAGCUGCAUCUAUCAACGUAAAUUGGCCAGCAAGGAACUAAAGAAGACUGAGCAUGAGUCCCCCUAUGAGGAACUCCAAGGGCCCAGACUGGAUGUUUACAGUGCUAUAAGGGGUUCUGAAACUACUUACAAAUAGUCAUCCUGUCUAGAUGUGGAAUUUUAAAUGUACAGAGUACAAAAAUAAUUAAUGGGAGAUGUUUUAAAAAGUAGUCCUGAAAAUGUAUCCUGUAUUAUUUAAGUGAAGUUUGAACAUCAAUUUAUUAAAAGUCACUGCAAAAUAAUUGGCCAGCUCGGGCCAAGUCUGGAAGUGAGGUCACUGUUCAAUAACUACCUUGUAAAAAAUAUUUCACACCUGACAGUUGAACAUGUUUACAAAUAAUAAAAACCCAAACGAACACGAAUUGAAAUGGUAUUCAAAUAAAUGAUUUGUCAUAUGUAAAACAUUGCAAUCUGUUAACAUGACCAGUAAGUGGCAUUUGCAGAUCCAGUAACUUGUUCUACCUUAUUUCACUAGACGCAGUAAGUUAGACCCAAUGAAACCUGCUGGUUUAGCAAGUGUGAUUUAAAAUAAUAAUGCUUAUCGCCACAAUGACAGCUUGCUAGACUCUUAUUUACAGGACUAGUAUUUUACAGGAGUUGUGAAAGCAAUAGAAAUUUUCAUUAUAAAUGUUCUAACUCUAGAACAAGCCCCUGUAAGCUGCUUCACCAACAAAAGUCAGUUGUUUACAUUUGAAGAGAAAUGUUAACAACUGAGAGGAAUAUCAAUAUAAAUAUAGAGAGGCAGCAGAUGCAAACAACAAUGCAACACAACAUGCAGUGCCACACUGGAUGCCAACAAUAUUAAUACCAGGGAGCGUCAGGCAUCGUAUAGCAAAAGCAAUGGAAGCAAACAAGGACAACAUGGAUUUUCCUCCAUAGAUUCAAAUUGGUUUGGCUGGGGGGAGCACUUUGAAUAAUUACCUGUGUGUUAUUGUAAUAUGCUGAAAGGCUAAAGAUUACUUAAAACUAUAUAUUUUUUACUUUUUAAUCUGUUUUAGACAUGCAUUCUCUUUUUUUAAAUGUGUCUUUUUAAGCUAUAAGCUCUUGUAUUUUUCAAAUUUAAUUAAAACAUUCUUUUUAGUAUUAUAUUGUA